CUUAGUGUUGAAUAAGUUUUACUGAGUGAUUUCCAGGUCUGCACAAUGUGCGAGAUUGCAGCUUCCUUCGAAAAAUCUGAUGUGCGAACGUUCUCGAUCCAGCUCUUCUGCCACAUAUCCAUUUCUUCCAAAGCCUUUCUGGUUCUAAUGCACUUUGCUUUACGGUAGCAGAACUCCGUUCGAUUGGAAUGAGAUUCGAGUAGUGCUUGUCUGUCAGCUUCAACAUUAAUGAGAUCAAGGUCAUUGCACAAGUCCGGGGAUCGAGUAGCCUGUCGUUUCAGAAUGCCUUUUUUUCUGCCGUGAGCGGAACCAGUAUUUUGUUCAGAUGAAGAACCCAGAGAGACUUUCUCAGAAAGUUGUCUUGAAGGAAAGCCAACCUCGGGCUGGGGCAGGUUUUGAUGAUCGGUGAACCAGCCGGUCUCUUCUGCUAUCGUGCUACUUGUGUCAGUAACGUUCAUAUUUCCUCUGUCACUACGUUCGAAUGAUGACGAGAAGUCCGACGGGUAGGGGGUUGACAAAUUAAACGAGCUGGUAUCAUAUGUAGAAAAAUCUGAGUUAUUAGUGUUUUGCGAGGAAGAAAGUGGCUAA
Haemonchus placei is the source of this 588-nucleotide messenger RNA. Lineage: Eukaryota; Metazoa; Nematoda; Chromadorea; Rhabditida; Trichostrongylidae. The record is from the annotation of a GenBank genome assembly.